AUGUCUCAAGCGGGCCCGUCGAAGACACCGAAGGCGAAAAAGUUGGGGAAGGGGAAGAAAAAUGUUGUCACAUCACCAAAGCUGAAGAAGAUUUCGGACGCACAAGCUAUCGAGGUUUUGGAGCAGGCUGCCUUGCAAUUUGAUGCUUCAGCUAAUCUGAAGGCGUUUGCAGAUCUUCCUAUCUCCAGCCAGACUAAACGAGGUUUGAAGAAAGCGUUCUUCGUGGACAUGACCGAUAUACAAGCCAAGAGCGUUCCGGUCUCGCUCAAGGGCAAAGACGUUCUAGGUGCUGCUCGUACGGGAAGUGGGAAGACUCUCGCAUUCCUCAUCCCUGUGCUCGAGAUCCUGUACAGGCGGAAAUGGGGACCUCAAGACGGGCUUGGCGCAUUGAUAAUAUCACCAACGCGUGAACUUGCAGUCCAAAUAUUUGAUGUGCUACGUUCUAUUGGUGGCUAUCAUAGCUUUUCGGCGGGUUUGGUCAUCGGAGGUAAAAAUCUUAAAGAUGAGAGAGAUCGUCUUUCACGGAUGAAUAUUCUUGUUGCCACCCCUGGGCGUUUACUUCAGCAUAUGGACCAAACAAUUGGCUUUGAGUGUGAUAACCUGCAAGUGCUCGUAUUGGACGAGGCCGAUCGUAUUCUGGACAUGGGCUUCUCCCGCACACUUUCCGCGCUGCUCUCCCACCUCCCUAAGUCGCGUCAAACCUUACUAUUCUCUGCCACGCAGACACAGUCGGUUUCAGAUCUUGCACGGCUCAGUCUCAAGGACCCGGUAUACAUCGGAGUGCAAGAGGCGAAUACCGAAGGGGCUACGCCCAGCAGCCUCGAGCAGCACUACGUCGUCUGCGAGCUGGACAAGAAGCUGGAUAUUCUGUGGAGCUUCAUCAAGAGCCAUUUGCAGAGUAAGGUGCUUGUGUUCCUGUCUAGCUGCAAGCAAGUGCGUUUCGUGUUCGAGGUGUUCUGCAGGAUGCAUCCUGGCGUACCACUGCUGCAGUUACACGGGAAGCAAAAGCAGAUGACGCGACUCGCGACGUUUCAUCGCUUCACGUCCAUGAAGAAUGCGGUUCUGCUAGCGACGGAUAUCGCUGCACGUGGUCUUGACUUUCCCUCGGUUGAUUGGGUCCUGCAGGUCGACGCACCCGAGGAUGCGGAGACGUAUAUCCACCGCGUGGGUCGUACUGCCCGGUAUGAGAGGGCGGGCAAGGGUUUGCUUUUAUUGGUUCCGAGCGAGGAAGAGGGCAUGAGAGAGGCGUUGGCGAAGAAAAAUAUCAAGGUGGACAAAAUCAAGAUUAAGGCGAGCAAGACACAGAAUAUCGAGAACCAACUGCAGAACCUCGCAUUCCAGGAUCCAGAGAUCAAGUAUCUCGGCCAGCGUGCCUUCGUAUCCUAUUUACGAUCCGUUUACCUACAAAAGGAAAAGUCCAUUUUCAAGGUGGGCGAACUUCCGGCCGAGCGUUUUGCGCAGGCGCUAGGGUUACCAGGGAUGCCUAAAAUCAAAUUCUUAAGCAAGGAGGUGGCAAAGAAGAGGAAGAAUGCGUCUCGUACAGUUGUUAGCUAUCAGCCUGGAGGCGCUGCUAGCCAGAUAGCUCCAAGGGCUACGAGUUCUGAUGAGAGAGAGGAUGACGAUGAGGCCGAGUUGUCGGAAGGGAACUCAAGUGAAGAAGAGGACGUUGUAUCUGUAGCUGGAUGUUCUCCCAAGGAGGCGAAGGACGAGGACAAGCCCAAUCGUGUCCGCACGAAGUACGAUCGGAUGUUCGAACGCAAGAACCAGAGUAUCCUCUCCGAGCACUACACGAAACUCGUUGACCACUCUGCCGACGCCGAUUCCGAGGACGAGUUUAUCACUCUUAAGAGGGCCGACCAUGAUCUACCAGGCAACAGCGAAAUGCUCGAGUCUGACUUCAUUUCGAAGAGGAAGCUAAAGAUGGCGAACUCGAAGAGGGCACUUGCAAAAUACGGGCCGAAAGGUAAUAAGCUCGUGUUUGACGAUGAAGGUAACCCACACGAGAUCUACGAGAUGAAAGAUGUCGAGGAGGCGUUCGGGGGCGCGGAUGUGAAGGAGGCCAGCAGGAAGUUUGCAGAAGGCGAGAGAGGGAAGAUGAAGGAAGUGGAUCUGCUCGACAAACUCGAUGCGAAGGAGAAGAAACGGGAGAAGAAGCGCAAGCGGAAAGAGCGCGAGAGGGAGGAUCAAUAUGAUGAUGCAGAGGAUACCGGGAUGGGCCCAUGGGCGGCAACAUUGGCUCCCUUCGAUGAGGGUGACGACAGCUAUGUAUCCCCCGACUUCGACCUUCCGUCGUCUUCAGAUGAAGAUGAGUCUCACUCGUUACCGCUGCCGCCCCCAAAGCGCAUGAAGGCCUCGAAGAAGGGAACCAUUGGCCAUGGUGGCGACGUGUCGUUAGAAGAGGAAGAGGAACUGGCUUUGCGUCUUCUGCGUAACCGAUGA
Sparassis crispa is the source of this 2439-nucleotide messenger RNA. Its product is annotated as ATP-dependent RNA helicase dbp4. Gene Ontology annotation, biological process: rRNA processing. The transcript has 8 exons. Bases 1 to 2439 code for a protein of 812 amino acids. Gene Ontology annotation, molecular function: ATP binding; RNA helicase activity; nucleic acid binding. Gene Ontology annotation, cellular component: nucleus. NCBI's taxonomy places the organism in Eukaryota, Fungi, Basidiomycota, Agaricomycetes, Polyporales, Sparassidaceae. The record is from RefSeq and is a predicted model, not a curated record.